Messenger RNA from Andrographis paniculata, 974 nucleotides. RefSeq lists its product as uncharacterized. NCBI's taxonomy places the organism in Eukaryota, Viridiplantae, Streptophyta, Magnoliopsida, Lamiales, Acanthaceae. The record is from RefSeq and is a predicted model, not a curated record. Bases 146 to 805 code for a protein of 219 amino acids. The transcript is spliced from 8 exons.
ACCACCGGUUCGAAACCGGUUGAUUAAUUCGAAGUUCGACGGGUCUCCGUCUUCGGGUGAUUCGGAGUGGUUUUGCGGAGGUUUGAAGUUCUUGAUUGUGGUUCUUAGGGAUACUCUUUUUACUACUGAGGAGCUGUGGAUUUGAAUGGCUACUGAAGAAGACGAACGAAGUGAACCGAGAAGUAUAGUCCAAAUAUAUUCCGAAUUUAUGACCAGGUUGUCAUUAUUUGAAGAACAGUUAUCUAUCGGAAGCAAGUUUCUUAUUGGCUUCCAGCAGGCGCUUGGGUUCUUAGGAAGGCCCCCAAUCAAUAAGACAUCUGCUUUGGCUGAUCGAAUUAUUAAAUCUCAUGGCUCCAAGUGGCUUCUUUCGUAUACGGAAGCCGGAUGUAUGAACUCUGAAGAUAGUGCACAGAAUGUAAGCAAGUUGCAUACUUGUCAUCGGGGGCUUCAAGAUCACAUAAAUGGAGCUAAAACACUCGUCGCCGAACUAGAACACCUUCUUGAUGACGCAGCAUCGGCAGUGGAAGCUGCAGAUGCUAAAAUUAACCAAAACUUCGAUUUCUCUUGCAAUGAGGAAAAGCUAUCGACUCCAAACCUUUCGGAGCCUAGAGUAACCGACUAUGCUGCUAUGAUGGCUAUUAUAUACAGCAUGGUUAAACAAGAUUACUCGAUGCAGGUGCGAAUUGUUUCCUCUAUAAACUUCAAGACUUCACCCGAGCAACUGGAGACAUACUGCCAGAUGUGGUCAUUACGACCCUUUGUCGAUGAUGAGGUAAUUCGCGAAGCUUGGGCACUCGUACCGUAGCAAAUUAUUUUACAUCCCUUUUGUUUUGCAAGAUAAGGAUCGGAAUAGGACAGUUUUUUUAACACCUCCAAAUUUUCGAAUUUUUACUGCUACAUGUGUAUACUGUUGUUGUACAUAACAAGAACCUGAAUUGAAUGGUUUAGCAUAAAUAUAUCAAUUUUUAUUGCUU